ACAAGUCCUCCGUGAAAAUCACAAAGAUCCACCGAUGAUCCAAACCAUGCAUUGGCAGACAGUUGAGCCUUUCGACAGUCUUGCAUUUGUUACAAUGUGAUAUCAACCUGCGCAGUCUCUCUUUUAUUAUAUACCCGCCCACAAGUUGGGGACGACGCUCCCAUGGCGGCUCUACUACCUCGACAGAGCCGCUUCAUCUGCCGGUCGUGUCAGAGAGUCCUCGCAUCGAGUUCGAACCGGCGACAGUUCGUCUCACGGACAACCAUCGCCGCGAAGCAAGAAGUGUCGCCGAAGUCCCGCAGACAUGUUUCCCUCCUCACGAGGAUCAGGAACGCUCCUGUCACGGAUGCAGCAUCAUCUCAUGACACGUCUCCAUCACAAUCGCAACAAAUCCAGCAGUCACAGACCGCUAGGGCUCCCUCAGAAGUAUCUCUCAAAACAUUCAACCCGGCGGCAGGACUCAAGAAGCUCAAAGACGACAUCACCCGUCUUACGUCGCAAGAUGUUGCGGCAUCGCGCGAAGAGGUUAUGGCCAUCCUACUGGGAAGUUACGAAUAUGCAAACUGCAUUGUGUUCGGGACGAGCAAGGGACCCAAGGAGGGAGUAGAAAAGUCGGGAGAAGAUCUGUCGCAGGCCGUGCUUCGAGAUUUGGCCGAAGAUACUUCCAAGGAAUCAUCAGACGACGCUCCAGCGUUUGUUCCAGAUCGGGAAAUGUCGGCGCCCUUUCGACAAAAUGCUGCAGGCACGAUUGCCGAGCUGACCUAUACACUACUUCGCGACCCCAAGGUUUACAUCUCCGAGGAUAUGCUUCAAGUGUAUGUCCGCAUUCAGUGUAUGCUGGGAAAGCCGGAGUAUAUUCCAGAGAUUUUCCAUCUGUUCGCACACAAGAAGAUUCCGAACCCGAAGACCAAGCCAGUGAGAUACUCGGACCCCUGGCCGAAGCUGCCCAAGUAUGCUGUGCCGCUCGAGCUGGCCGAGGCUGCUUUGGAGUCGGCCAUCCUGAAGAAAAACCUGCCUCUUGCACUGGCCAUCAUUGACACCACGGUGGCAACUAAGGCUUUUCAUGCAAACAAGAUUCUGCGUCGUGCCUCCUUUCCAAUUAUGUUCGUGGGCGGAACUCCCAUCAUCGCGUACGCAGGGGCAAAUUGGGUGUCGCAUUGGCAGAACACCAUGGACGUCGAGAUGGCCAAGUACACGGCCAUUGCUGGAGCGUUGGCUUAUAUCGGAACAUUGACGACGAUCGGUUUCGUCGCCGUCACUACCGCCAAUGACCAGAUGGUGCGUGUGGUUUGGCGGCCUGGGACCGGCCUUGCCGAACGGUGGGUCAGGGAGGAAGAACGGGCCUUCUUCGAUAAACUCGCUCUGGCUUGGGGUUUCCAAGAGAAGAAGCGUUGGGGCGAGGAAGAAGGGGAGGAUUGGCAGCGGCUCAGGGAUGAAUGUGGUAUGAGGGAUAUGAUUCUUGACAAGACGGACCUCAUGGAGGGUAUGCAAUGAGAGCAGCGGUGUACAAAAUCUUGUAAGAAUGAUAAUGACUACAACAAAGACGGCUUUACGGUCGUUGAAUCACG
Exophiala dermatitidis NIH/UT8656 is the source of this 1568-nucleotide messenger RNA. RefSeq lists its product as uncharacterized. The transcript has a single exon. The record is from RefSeq and is a predicted model, not a curated record. Lineage: Eukaryota; Fungi; Ascomycota; Eurotiomycetes; Chaetothyriales; Herpotrichiellaceae. Bases 163 to 1494 code for a protein of 443 amino acids.